UUCACACUGUCACUAUCGUCAAAAUAGCAAUAGAAUGAAAACAUGAAUGUGAUCGUUCAUGUUUUACUGGAUAUUAAAUAAAUCUGCUGUCGUCACGCAGGCAAAGUGCAAACGAGAGAAGAGGUCAUGCUGCCUACUAUACCAUUUGCAUCUCCAACUUCCAUUGGAUGACUAAAAACCACCUGAUCUUUAUGUAAAUAAUACUGUACUAUAUGAAUUACAAAGGUCAGGUUUUACAGGUAUUGCAGGUGUUAAGCUACAUAAAGGCAACUUUAAAGUGGCUCAACAAAGCAGCAACAAUGAGUACAGGACCAGAAAAUGCCAAAGUUCUAGUGAUUGGGUCAGGGUUUGCAGGUUUGGCCGCUGCAUCCAAGUUAAUCGAAGCAGGAUUUGAAGAUGUCCUGGUUCUUGAGGCAAAGGAAAGAGUUGGAGGUCGAGUUCACACCACUAAACCAUUCACCGAGAACAUAAUCGAAGUUGGAGCGAACUGGAUCCAUGGGCAGAAAGGAAACCCACUGUACAAGAUUGCCAAAGAGAAGAACCUGCUAUCUGAAGGACCGUCAGCAAUGAAAAACAUGUGCCUCCCUCAUUCUGUCUCCCCUCGAGAUUACUUUUUCAACGAGGAUGGGAAGCCGGUCCCCAAAUCAGUUGUAGAUCAAGUGUGUGCACGCUUCAGCAAGCUCACAGAUAAAGCUUUUGAUGAUGAGCUGGACGGCAAGUACAGAAAACUAACACUGGGUGCGUAUUUAGAUGAUGCCUUUGGAGGAACAGAAUUAUCCAAAACCGAAGAUGCCCGGCAAGUUUAUGAAUGGUGCAAGAGGGUUGAAUGCACAGAUGAGGCUUGCUCCAGUCUCUAUGAGAUUUCUGCAUCUCAGCUUAGCAAUUACACAGAGCUAGAGGGAGGGUUUUUCAACACUCUGGGACCUGGUGGAUAUCAAGCAAUUUUAGAUGUUCUUCUUAGAGAUGUGCCUUCAGAAGCUGUCCGGUGUAAUGCACCAGUUAAGACCAUCCGCUGGGAUCUGGUUAAAGAAGGCCAGAGCGAGGAGGAAGAUCAUCCUGUUCAGGUCGUCUGUGAAAAUGGACAGACUUUUGAAGCAGACCAUGUGAUAGUCACCGUAUCUCUUGGUGUUCUCAAAGAGCAUGCUAAAACCAUGUUUGAUCCGACUUUACCAGAAAAGAAGCUGUCCGCUAUUAAUGAUCUCGGCUUUGGGAUUGUGAACAAAAUCUUUCUGUUUUUUGAGAAGAGUUUCUGGCCGGAUGAUUGUGCUGGGGUUCAGCUGGUGUGGAAAGAGGGGCCUGAGGAUAAAGAUGUGUAUGAGGAUCUGUCUGAAGGAGAAGACUGGAAGCAGACGUGGUUUAAGAAGAUCACUGGUUUUGAUACGGUGGCUCGUCAUCCUACUGCUCUGUGUGGCUGGAUCACGGGCAGGGAAGCACUUUAUAUGGAGAGUCUUCAGGACAGGGAAAUCCAGGAGGUCUGUGUGAGGUUGCUCAGGUCUUCAACAGGCUGGCCAGUACCAGAAGUGUCAAAGACGCUGAUCUCCAGAUGGGGCUCUGAUCCUCAAGUCCGCGGCUCCUAUACAUUUGUACCUGAUGGUGUUGAUGGAGUGGAAGCACACAAGGCUUUAGCGUCCCCUCUUCCCCCUAAACACAGGUCCAGGGGGAGGAAGAACCUUCAGGUUUUGUUUGCUGGUGAAGCGACGCAUGUGAACUUCUACACCACCACCCAUGGAGCCUAUUUAUCCGGACAGCGAGAAGCAGAAAGACUCAUCAGCUAUUACUCUGACUGAACAUACAGUCGCAAAGACAGGGGAACAUACACUUUGGUCUUAUGAAGAAACAUUUUAUAAGCGUAAAGCACUUUAUAGACUUGCUCUUACAUCAUAUAGUUUGCGUUUUGUCUCUGCCUGACCCAGAAGCAGUUUAUAGCUUAACUGUGAGUGCUUGCAAAUGACAUCCACCUGCUCGUGUUAUCAUGCAUAUCUCCGUCCUGUUAAUUGUUAAACAUCAACGACGUGUUGUACAUGUAGUACUGAUAAAGAAAUAGUCUUUUGCACUUGCCAAGCAUUUAUACUGUUAUGGAGAAAAAAAUGAAAAGACCUCUUGAAAAUUCCCAGUCUCUCUGGAUUUAAUAUGUGUGUUUAUGAUUAAUAUUAUUUGUUUUAUUCUAUAAAUUUUUAAUAUAUAAAAUAAUUCUUUCAUA
Molecule: messenger RNA, 2200 nt
Organism: Danio rerio (zebrafish)
Lineage: Eukaryota; Metazoa; Chordata; Actinopteri; Cypriniformes; Danionidae
Source: RefSeq, a predicted model, not a curated record